AUAAAAUAAAAAUGGAAUCCGGCCAAUCUCCAGAAGAAAACCAAGGUGAUGAGAAGUACAUUCUCCUAGGAAACACAAAAUGUGUUGCAGAGUAUGAGAAGAUAAAAGUAAUCGGCGAAGCCAAAAACAGAAAGGAUGGUAAAUAUUAUGCCCUGAAGAAAAUCCGAAUGGCCAAUGAAACAGAUGGUUUUCCUAUAACAAGUUUAAGAGAGAUUAAACUACUACAAAAGCUGAGUCAUCCAAAUAUUAUCGAUCUUAAAGAAGUAUCUGUUGGGUAUAAACAAGAGAAUGUUUUCCUCGUUUUUGAUUAUUAUGACACAGAUUUAGCAAACCUUGUAGAUUCUCUUGCAGUCGUAAACAAGUCACUCUCACUCAGUGAUAUUAAAAUGAUCAUGGAAAAGCUACUCUUAGCAGUAGAGUAUAUGCAUAGAAAUGAGAUUAUGCAUAGAGAUCUCAAGAUUUCCAAUAUUUUAGUCAAUAAGAAAGGAGAUAUCAGAGUAGCUGACUUUGGACUCGCUAGAGAGAUGGCCCCUGAUUAUGAUCAUUUUACUAAGAAAGUUGUUACUCUCUGGUAUAGAGCUCCAGAAAUCUUACUUGGGUGCCAUGACUAUUCAACACCUUCUGAUAUAUGGGCUCUCGGGUGAAUAUUUGGAGAGCUUUUAUGAAACGGAAAGCCUCUUUUCCCUGGUUCAAGUGAAAUUGACCAAUUCCAGAAAAUCUGAAAUUUGAUAGGAAAGCCGAAUAAACAUAUCUGGCCAGACUAUGUUGAUAUGGAAGUAUCUGCCAAACUUGAUUCUCUUGUAGAGAAUGAAUACAAUGAUAUUCCUAUAAAGUUUAAGAAAUUCAGUCCUGCUGCAGUAAAGCUCCUCGAAGAUAUGCUAGUGUGGGAUCCCUUAAAGAGAAUCACUGCUGAAGAAGCUCUUCAAAGUGAUUUCUUCAACGAGCCUCCCUUCUGGACAGAGAGUAGGAAGAUGAGUUUCCUCAAUGAAUUAGGAUAAUUAUUGAAUAUAAAAGCCUG
Molecule: messenger RNA, 1018 nt
Organism: Moneuplotes crassus
Lineage: Eukaryota; Ciliophora; Spirotrichea; Euplotida; Euplotidae
Source: the annotation of a GenBank genome assembly